UCUUGCGGUUUACGUCGACGUCGCCGACCGGAAGUGAACGAAACCGUCGCGUGCAGAGGGUCACAUUGGACACACAUCAAUGUUUCAUAAUAAUAAAACAAUCUAAUCACUAAUAACAGUAUCUGAGGUGUAAAUGGAUCCGUCUAAAGCAGAGGAGCCGCAGCUGAGACACGUGGAGAAAGAUGUGUUGAUUCCUAAGUUGAUGCGGGAGAAAGCCAAAGAGAGAUGCUCUCAACAUGUGGACGCGUUCAAUCGCUGCUGUAAGGACAGUGGUUUCUUCAUGGUGUUCAAGUGUCAGGAGGAGAACGCCGCUCUGAAAGAGUGUCUGACACAACAUUAUCAGGAUCCGGCGUUCUUCGAAGAGUGCAAGCAGGAGUAUCUCCGAGAGAAACAGGAAUACCAACAGACCGGGAUUCCAGCCAAGAACAGGAAGCAGAAGCUUCCCACCAGCAUGUAGACGGACGGGAUGAAGAACACUGCAGCGAGGAAGAGGAUGAUGGACUCAUUUCUGGCCGUUUGUGGAGACGCGGUUGUCUCUGAUGGACGUUCUCUCUGUGUCUGUUGGUUUAUAUUCAUGAUUAGCUCUUAUAAAUCAUCUCUUGCACCUAAAGCCUAAUAAAAAUUCAUAGAGGAUGUUUUUGAAUCACAUCAGAUGCGUAUCGUCCCAGCGACCCUCGGGAAUUACUGCCACAGAAGAAGGUUUUUGUUUGUUUGUUUGAAAACAGGAGUUAUUCAUGAUGCUCCUGUUCAGAUGAUUCUCAAUCAGUUCGUGCUUGAACGGAAGUUCCUUUUUUUAAAAUUCAGAAUAUAAUUAGAUCAAUAACUGGUGAUAUUGUGACAUUUUUAUCAAAUAUUUUAAAAUAUAUAUAUAGAAUUUGAGGUCAGUGAGAUUUAAUGUUUUUAAGAAGUUGCUUCUGCUCACCAAGACUGCAUUUAUUUGAUCAAAGCUAUAGUGAAAUAUUAAUUUUAAAACAUCAGUUUUCUGUGUGAAUCUGUGUUCAAGUGUAAUUUAUUUCGGUAUUUUCAGCAUCAUUUCUUCAGUGUCACAUGAUCUUCAGAAAUCAUGAAAAUAUGAUUUACUGCUACAUACAUUUUUCCAUUAAUAUUGGAAACCGUGAUGCAGUUCGUUUAUCAGGAUUCACAGAUGAAUAUAAAGUUCAAAAGAACAGCGUUUAUAUGAAAACUUUUAAAGAAAUCUUCUAUAAUUUUAAACUGCUUACUGCAUCCUUGAAUGAAAGUCGUAAUUUAUAAUCUUUCUGAAAUUAUAAUGUUAAUUUUUUAUGAAAAUGCAAACUCAAAGUGAAAGUAUCAAAUGUGAUCCUCAAUAAAGCUUGAAAUAUUCAUAGCUUUUCAUCUGGA
Molecule: messenger RNA, 1359 nt
Organism: Carassius auratus (goldfish)
Lineage: Eukaryota; Metazoa; Chordata; Actinopteri; Cypriniformes; Cyprinidae
Gene: cmc1
Product: C-x(9)-C motif containing 1
Exons: 4
Coding region: 134-457 (107 amino acids)
Cellular component (GO): mitochondrion
Source: RefSeq, a predicted model, not a curated record